This is a messenger RNA of Histoplasma mississippiense, 1548 nucleotides long. RefSeq names its product dihydrolipoamide dehydrogenase. The transcript has 4 exons. Bases 1 to 1548 code for a protein of 515 amino acids. Gene Ontology annotation, cellular component: oxoglutarate dehydrogenase complex; mitochondrion. Gene Ontology annotation, molecular function: flavin adenine dinucleotide binding; dihydrolipoyl dehydrogenase (NADH) activity. The record is from RefSeq and is a predicted model, not a curated record. Lineage: Eukaryota; Fungi; Ascomycota; Eurotiomycetes; Onygenales; Ajellomycetaceae.
AUGUUCCGCCCCGUGAUCCCUCGUCUUGCCGCUGGCCGGACAGUUACCCGACCAUUCCCACAAUCACAAAUAUCGCCUGCCUCAGCUCCCCUCUCCGGUACCUAUAUCCUUAGAUAUUCCAGAAGAGGCUAUGCUACGAGCUCAGACGAACAUGAUGUGGUUAUAAUAGGCGGCGGUGUUGCUGGUUAUGUAGCUGCGAUAAAAGCUGGCCAGGAGGGUCUAAAGACUGUUUGCAUCGAGAAACGAGGGAAAUUGGGCGGUACAUGUUUGAACGUCGGAUGUAUCCCAUCGAAGUCCCUUCUGAAUAACUCUCACCUCUACCACCAAAUCCUCCACGAUACCAAAAAGCGCGGCAUCGAAGUCGGAGAUGUCAAGCUCAACCUCGAACAGAUGAUGAAGGCAAAGGAUACCUCCGUCGACUCGCUUACAAAAGGCAUUGAGUUCCUGCUUAAGAAAAACAAGGUUGACUAUGUUAAGGGAGUCGGCUCAUUCGUCGACCAGAACACUGUCAAGGUUGAUCUGCUCGAUGGCGGCGAGCAGGUUUUCAAGGGCAAGAAUAUCAUCGUCGCUACUGGCAGUGAAUCUACUCCGUUCCCUGGCUUGACUGUCGACGAGAAGCGCAUCGUCACAAGCACUGGAGCUCUAUCACUAACACAAGUCCCGAAGAAGAUGGUUGUCAUUGGUGGUGGAAUCAUUGGUCUGGAAAUGGCCUCUGUAUGGUCCCGAUUGGGCGCAGAAGUUACCGUCGUCGAAUUUUUAGGCCAAAUCGGCGGCCCAGGAAUGGAUGCUGAGAUCGCCAAGCAAGCCCAGAAGAUCCUGGGGAGACAGGGUAUCAAAUUCCUUGUCAACACAAAAGUCACCUCCGGCGACCCCAGCGGCGAAAACGUCGUUCUGAAUGUCGAAGCCGCAAAGGGCGGCAAAGAACAAACCCUGGAGACUGACGUUGUGUUGGUCGCCAUCGGCCGCAGACCGUACACAGAGGGUCUGGGCCUGGAGAAAGUGGGUCUCGAAGUCGACAAGAAGGGUCGUGUGGUCAUCGACCAGGAGUACCGGACAAAGGCCCAGCACAUCCGCGUCGUCGGGGACUGCACAUUCGGGCCCAUGCUCGCACACAAGGCUGAAGAGGAAGCCGUCGCGGCCGUCGAGUACAUCAAAAAGGGCUACGGCCACGUCAACUACGCUGCCAUCCCCAGCGUCAUGUACACGCAUCCCGAGGUGGCCUGGGUAGGCCAAAAUGAAGCCGAAGUCAAAGCGGCCGGCAUCAAGUACCGCGUCGGCACGUUCCCGUUCAGCGCCAACUCACGCGCCAAGACCAACCUGGAAACCGAGGGCCAGGUCAAGUUCAUCGCGGACGCGGAGACGGAUCGGAUCCUGGGCGUGCAUAUCAUCGGCGCCUGCGCGGGUGAGAUGAUUGCGGAGGCCACACUGGCUAUCGAGUACGGCGCUAGCUGUGAGGAUGUAGCGCGGACAUGCCAUGCGCACCCGACACUUUCGGAGGCUUUCAAGGAGGCGGCUAUGACUACCUACUCGAAGGCUAUUCACUAUUAG